This is a messenger RNA of Triticum urartu, 681 nucleotides long. Its product is annotated as peptidyl-prolyl cis-trans isomerase-like. Gene Ontology annotation, biological process: protein folding; protein peptidyl-prolyl isomerization. Lineage: Eukaryota; Viridiplantae; Streptophyta; Magnoliopsida; Poales; Poaceae. The record is from RefSeq and is a predicted model, not a curated record. Gene Ontology annotation, molecular function: cyclosporin A binding; protein binding; peptidyl-prolyl cis-trans isomerase activity. Gene Ontology annotation, cellular component: cytoplasm.
GAUGGCGAUGGCAAUGGUGUGUGCUUCCCCUACGACGUGCUACUCGACAUACUCUGCCGCCUCCCCCGCCGCGCCGUCGCCAAGUCCCGGUGUGUCUGCCGUGUGUGGCGCGCCCUCUUCGACGCCCACAAGCCCCUCCCUCUAAUGGUGUUCUUCGACAUGACCAUCGGCGGCGCCCCCGCAGGCCGCAUCGUGAUGGAGCUCUUCGCCAAGGACGUGCCCAAGACGGCGGAGAACUUUCGCGCGCUCUGCACCGGCGAGAAGGGCGUCGGUAAGAGCGGCAAGCCGCUGCACUACAAGGGAACCGCGUUCCACUACAUGAUCCCAGGCUUCAUGUGCCAGGGCGGCGACAUAACCAGGGGUGACGGCACCGGCGGCGAGUCCAUCUAUGGCGACAAGUUCCCCGACGAGAAGUUCGUCCACCAGCACACGCCCGGGAUGCUCUCCAUGGCCAACGCGGGGCCCAACACCAACGGCUCCCAGUUCUUCAUCUGCACCGCCUCCGGCCCGUGGCUCAACCGCCAUCACGUAGUCUUCGGCAAGGUCGUCGAGGGCAUGGACGUCGUCAAUAAUAUCGUGAAGGUGGGCCCCCACAGCCGCAGCUGCACCAAGUCCAUCGUCAUUGCCGACUGCGGCUAGCUCCCGCAGACAUUCGUCAGCAGUCCGUCGUCCUUCAGUGCC